ACAAGUUUCAUAGAGUGCCUACUGAGAGCUCUCUCUCCCUCUUUUCUUAUACCCUUCUCUCCUAAAAAUCUCUUUUAGGAGGGAAGGAGUAAUGGAGAUGAAAAAAAGCCCACAUUAUGGCACUCUAACAAAAACACUCAGAUUAGCACUACAAUGGUGUCUUCUUCUCCUCAUUUUCACAAUCUCCGCCUUGGCUCAAACUCCGAAUUACGCCGACGCUCUCUCAAAGAGCCUCCUCUACUUCGAAGCUCAGAGGUCCGGCCGUUUACCCUACAACCAACGGAUCACUUGGCGCGACCAUUCCGGCCUCACCGACGGCCUCGAACAAGGAGUGGACUUAGUCGGAGGUUACUACGACGCCGGAGAUCACGUGAAGUUUGGGUUGCCAAUGGCGUUCACCGUCACAAUGUUGUCGUGGAGCGUGAUUGAGUACGGCCAACAAAUCGCCGGCGCCGGGGAGUUGGAGCACGCACUGGAGGCAAUCAAGUGGGGCACUGAUUAUUUCAUCAAAGCCCACACUAGCCCAAAUGUGUUGUGGGCAGAGGUAGGUGAUGGAGACACCGAUCACUACUGCUGGCAGAGGCCGGAGGACAUGACCACGUCGAGGCAGGCGUACAGGGUGGACGAGAACAAUCCCGGGUCGGAUCUCGCCGGAGAAACUGCCGCCGCCAUGGCCGCGGCGUCGAUUGUGUUCAAGAAAUCAAACCCGCAUUACUCCCACCUGUUGUUGCACCAUGCCCAACAGUUAUUUGAGUUUGGGGACAAGUACAGAGGAAAAUAUGAUGCGAGCGUGGGAGUGGUGAAGAGCUACUAUGCGUCAGUGAGUGGGUACAUGGAUGAGUUGUUGUGGGGUGCUUUGUGGCUAUACAAGGCCACCGACAAUAUAGAGUAUUUCAAAUACGUAAUUAGCAAGGCACAUUGUUUUGGUGGCAUUGGUUGGGCAAUUACCGAGUUCAGCUGGGACGUUAAGUAUGCUGGUGUUCAAAUCAUUGCUGCAAAGUUGCUUAUGGAAGAGAAGCGCAAAGAGCAUAGACACGUACUAGAGAAGUAUCAAUCAAAAGCUGAAUACUACAUAUGCUCAUGCCUCAACAAGAACAAUGGCAGCAACAACGUCGACCGAACCCCGGGCGGGCUCUUACAUGUGAGACAGUGGAACAACAUGCAAUACGUAUCAUCAGCUGCAUUCCUUCUCUCAGUGUACUCAGACUACCUCCGACACUCAAACCAGAAGCUCAACUGCCACAGAGGCCCAGUGGGCCCGGAUGAGCUACUCAGAUUUGCCAAAGCCCAAGUUGAUUAUAUACUGGGCUCCAACCCAAUGAACUUGAGCUAUCUAGUGGGCUAUGGGCCCAACUACCCCAAAAGGGUGCACCAUCGGGGUGCAUCAAUUGUGUCAUACAGAGAGAACAAAGGGUUCAUAGGGUGCACCCAGGGGUACGACAAUUGGUACAGCAGACUCGAGCCCAACCCGAACGUUGUAGUCGGGGCAUUGGUUGGUGGACCCGACUGUCAAGAUAAUUUCAGCGACGAAAGAGGGAACUAUAUGCAGACCGAGGCCUGCACGUAUAAUACGGCGCCGUUGGUUGGAGUUUUUGCCAAGUUGAAUCAACUGGAGGACCAAUUGUUCCAACAAAAUCAAAAUUCACCUUUGAUUGCUUCUUACUAGGUAGAUAUCUUGUUUAUUAUAUAUAUAAAUGAAAUAUACAAUGUUUAUACUUCAUAAGAGCUAUUGCUGGUGGCUGAAUGAUAUAGUAUUGUACUCCUAUUUGUAUGUUUAAUUAUGUUACAAAUGAUAGUGAUUACUUUAAUUUUUCUUAA
Messenger RNA from Cornus florida, 1818 nucleotides. Its product is annotated as endoglucanase 11-like. The coding region runs from base 92 to 1666 and encodes 524 amino acids. The record is from RefSeq and is a predicted model, not a curated record. The transcript is spliced from 5 exons. NCBI's taxonomy places the organism in Eukaryota, Viridiplantae, Streptophyta, Magnoliopsida, Cornales, Cornaceae. Gene Ontology annotation, biological process: carbohydrate metabolic process. Gene Ontology annotation, molecular function: hydrolase activity, hydrolyzing O-glycosyl compounds.